AGGACCACUGGGAAGAGAGAAGGGGUGUCACUCUUUCCGGAAUCCGGCCUGGACUUGAGAGCAAAAAAAACUACGAAUCCCAGCACGUCCCGCGGCUUUGGAGCACCGCCCCUGGCGAACUACAACUCCCAGUAGGCAUCGCGGCAGCACUUAGGUUUGUGGCCAGGAUGCGGUGGUGUAGGUAGUUACCAUGGAGUUGCGCUGAGUAAGCCUGAGGUAGUGGGACGCCGAGGCUGGAGGGAAAGCAACUGCGGGGGUAUUUCCAUUUUAACAGGGAACAAUCCCUGAACCCAAAGGAAUGAAUCCCUAAUGGUGGCGUUUCAGGCACUGGUGACAGGCUGAACCCGGACUCCCAGGGCCAAUGCUUACACCUGACAAAUGAUGGCCUGAGCUAUGAACAAACAGGACUAUAUGAACACUUCGGUGCAAGAGCCCCCUCUUGACUACUCCUUCCGAAGCAUCCACGUGAUCCAAGACCUGACGAGUGAGGAGCCACGGACAGGGCUACGACCAAUAAGGCACUCAAAGUCAGGGAAGUCACUGACCCAGUCCCUGUGGCUGAACAACAAUGUCCUCAAUGACCUGAGAGACUUCAGCCAUGUGGUUUCACUGCUUCUGGAGCAUCCAGAGAACCUGGCCUGGAUCGACCUGUCCUUCAACGACCUGACUUCCAUUGACCCUGUCCUGACAACUUUCUUCAACCUCAGUGUACUCUAUCUCCACGGCAACAGCAUCCAGCGCCUGGGAGAGGUGAACAAGUUGGCCGUCCUCCCGCGGCUCCGGAGCCUCACACUCCACGGGAACCCCAUAGAGGAACAGAAGGGGUAUAGGUCAGAUCCUGAUGCGGCUGGUGGAGGAGAAGGCCCCUGUUCCGUGCUAGAGCUGGGCACCCACUGCGGGUACUCCACAUUGCUUAUUGCCCAUGCCCUGCCCCCCGGGGGCCGCCUUCUCACCGUGGAGUGGGACCCACGCAUGGCAGCAGUGGCUGAAAAACUCAUCCGCCUGGCUGGCUUUGACGAGCGCACGGUGGAGCUCAUCGUGAGUAGCUCAGAGGAGGUGAUCCCACGCCUACGAACCCAGUACCAGCUGAGUCGGGCAGACAUGGUGCUCCUGGCACACCGGCCCCGAUGUUACCUGCGAGACCUGCAGCUGCUGGAGGCCCACGCCCUGCUGCCAGCUGGUGCCACUGUGUUGGCUGACCAUGUGCUCUUCCCUGGUGCACCUCGCUUCCUGCAGUAUGCCAAGAACUGUGGCCGCUACCGCUGCCGCCUCCACCACACUGGCCUCCCAGACUUCCCUGCCAUCAAGGACGGCAUAGCCCAACUCACCUAUGCAGGGCCUGGCUGAGGUCCAGGCCCAGGGGUACUUACUGCUACCCCUCCACCCCCACCCAAGCAAGGACCUCAGAACAUCCCCUCCCCCACUGCUUGUGGCCUGACACAUGCUGAGCUCCGGGGGGCAGUGUGUGGGGGGGAAGGCUGUCCUCCCACCUUUGCCCUACUCCUGUUCCACACUGAUUCAGGCAUCAAGUUCUGUCAGAUUGCUUGGUCCCACUGGCCCCUCUCCUUCCAGAGACAGUCAUGGAUUAACAGGCAAGAGUCCUGAGCUCCCAACCCAACUCUAUCACUGAUUUUCUGGGUGACUCCAAAGGAGUCCCUGUGCUGCUCUGAGAUUUAAUCUGCUUUCUUAACACCAAGGAAGCUGGCUGGAAGAGCUCCAGGGGCGUCCCAGCUCCGGGCCACAGAAAGCCUGCCCUCCCCAGCCCAUGCAGUUCCAGGUGGGAUCAGAGGAAACAAGAGAGGCUCUGAAGGAAUAUAUGAAUAUAAGCUGGGCCAGAGAUGAAGCCUGGGCCCAGAGCC
This is a messenger RNA of Mirounga angustirostris (Northern elephant seal), 1859 nucleotides long. RefSeq lists its product as uncharacterized. Gene Ontology annotation, molecular function: O-methyltransferase activity; protein binding. Lineage: Eukaryota; Metazoa; Chordata; Mammalia; Carnivora; Phocidae. The record is from RefSeq and is a predicted model, not a curated record.